Tachysurus vachellii is the source of this 1459-nucleotide messenger RNA. It is a transcript of the gene yipf4, whose product is annotated as Yip1 domain family, member 4. The record is from RefSeq and is a predicted model, not a curated record. Gene Ontology annotation, cellular component: membrane; trans-Golgi network. Gene Ontology annotation, biological process: vesicle fusion with Golgi apparatus; endoplasmic reticulum to Golgi vesicle-mediated transport. The transcript is spliced from 6 exons. The coding region runs from base 161 to 874 and encodes 237 amino acids. Lineage: Eukaryota; Metazoa; Chordata; Actinopteri; Siluriformes; Bagridae.
CCGCUACACUUCCGGUUUCGUACUUCCUGCUUCCUGUUGUGUUUGGGAGUUGACGCUCCGCAGUUACACCGUAAUAACGUGGCGAUGGUGUGACAUCAUUUACACGUCUUUAACACGUUAUAGCGUUCAUUAACACUGACGGGUGACGACUGGGUCUGACAUGCAGUUUACACCGAGCAACGGGGACUUUACCUUCGUCUCCUCCACUGGGGCUGAAGAACUGAGUGGGACGAUCGAUGCCCCGGACAUUAAGCUGAACAUGGGCAGUGAUCACACUCGAGACGCCUACGCUGCUAACUUCCUACGGCAGAGAGGUUACGGGUGGCUGCUGGAGGUGGAGGAGGAUGAGGCUGAAGAGACCAAACCCUUACUGGAGGAGCUGGACAUUGAUCUGAAGGAUAUCUACUAUAAGAUCCGGUGUGUGUUGAUGCCCAUGCCGUCUCUGGGCUUUAACAGGCAGGUGGUCAGAGAUAACCCUGACUUCUGGGGGCCGCUGGCAGUUGUGCUGCUUUUCUCCAUGAUCUCCAUCUACGGACAGUUCCGGGUCGUGUCUUGGAUCAUCACCAUUUGGAUAUUUGGAUCACUGACAAUCUUCCUGCUGGCCAGAGUCCUCGGUGGAGAGGUUUCAUAUGGUCAGGUGCUGGGUGUGAUCGGAUACUCACUGCUCCCUCUCAUCGUCAUCGCACCUUUACUGCUGUUUACAGGAGCGUUUGAAAUCGUCUCGACUCUCGUGAAGCUGUGCGGCGUGUUCUGGGCGGCAUAUAGCGCUGCGUCUCUGCUCGUCAGCGAUGAGUUCAAAACGAAGAAGCCUCUCCUCAUCUACCCCAUCUUCCUCCUGUACAUCUACUUCCUGUCCCUGUACACCGGCGUCUGAUUGUCUGAACGUCAUUCCUCGACCCUUUGCUUGGACGUUGUCUCAGACGUUUGUGGACGAGUCACGCGACGCUGACGAUGGAGCAUGGAAUAUAAAAAUCAUUUGAUUUUCUGUACAAAGUUUCUGUAUUUAAUGUCCCAGAUUCACUUUAGCUUUUCUGCAGUGCUCAGGCUGUGCUGGGCUUCUGCUCGUCACAGCGCUCGUAAGUCUGUUGGAGGAGAGACGUCUGUCCUUUAGCCCUGUCAUUAAUCCCUAACAAACAGAAGUGUAUAUUUCUGUCAGGUGUUGGAGUUUCUGGAAUAUUUUCUGUACUGUAGAAAACAACAACUCCUUUUUCUGAUUUCUUUUUGUAUAAAGAGGAGCCGAGUGAAGCAGCGUGCCUUUUAGGAGAGGUUUUACAAGCCGAGGUUCAUUUGGUCAGACUGUAAACGUAGCUCAAACAGCUGAUUUGUAAAAUAACUCCAGAAACAACAACUUCAUAUUCAGCAGCUUCACAAAAAAAACCGACAUGGCAGGAUUUUUGUUACAGAUGUGAUGUUCAUGUACAGUUCAUUAUUAUGAUUAAAACACAUUUAUGUCUCAUGA